AUGGGUGAUCUUAAAGUGUGUUCGGCGAGGCACAACGGCGUCGUUUUAUGUGGCGAAGAUCGACUCUACUCGUCGUCGUCGCCGCCGACGCCAUUGCCGGCGUCGAACCCUGAUCCUUGUUCCAUUGGGUCGGAGUCUUGGGCCAGUGCCGAGCGAACCGCUCAGGAGAUAGUGUGGAGAAUUCAGCCCACUUUGGCUACCGACCAUAAGAGGAAGGAGGUCAUUAAAUAUGUGCAACGUCUCAUUAGGAAACGUGUGAGAUGUGAGAAUAUAACUACAGGGGAGCAAGUAACACUGGAGGAUUGUUGCUCCAUUUCAUUGAAGUUCUUACAAGUUGAGUUUCCAGAUUUGUGCUUAUUUUUACAGGUCUUCCCAUAUGGAUCAGUUCCACUAAAAACAUAUCUUCCUGAUGGAGAUAUUGAUUUGACUACCCUUAGUUGUCCAAGUGUUGAGGAUACCUGGGUAUCUGAUGUUCAUGCUGUUCUGAGGGAAGAAGAACAUAAUGAAGCUGCUCGGUUUGAAGUGAAGGAUAUCCAUUGCAUUGAUGCUGAGGUUAAGCUUGUGAAAUGCAUUGUACAGAAUAUCGUGGUAGAUAUAUCGUUCAAUCAGUUAGGAGGACUUUGUACGCUUUGUUUUCUUGAACAGGUUGAUCGCCUUGUUGGUAAAGAUCAUCUCUUUAAGCGCAGCAUUAUUCUGAUAAAAGCUUGGUGCUAUUAUGAAAGUCGUAUUCUUGGUGCCCAUCAUGGUUUGCUUUCAACCUAUGCUUUGGAGACAUUGGUCCUUUAUAUUUUCCAUCAAUUUCAUUCUUCCCUAAAUGCACCUUUAGCAGUUCUUUACAGAUUUUUAGAGUACUUCAGCAGAUUUGAUUGGGAAAGUUAUUGUAUUAGUUUAAGUGGACCAGUUUGUAAAUCUUCUCUACCUGAUAUUGUAGCUGAGGUACAAGAAAAUGGGGGAGAUGAUCUAUUGCUAAGUGAAGAAUUUCUCAGAAACUGUGCCGAGAUGUUCUCAGUGUCCCCAAAGGGGUCUGAGACGAAUUCACGAGCAUUCACCCAGAAGCAUCUUAACAUUAUUGAUCCACUUAAAGAAAACAACAACCUUGGGCGUAGUGUCAAUAGAGGUAAUUUCUAUCGAAUACGUAGUGCUUUUAGAUAUGGGGCUCGCAAGCUUGGCUGGAUUCUGAUGUUACCGGGAGAAAGAAUAGCAAAUGAGCUCAACAAGUUCUUUUCAAAUACUUUGGAUAGGCAUCAAAGCAAUUGUUGGACUGACAUAGGUUCUGACUUUUCAUCCUUAAAAUUGCACCCUGUACUAUGCUCUGAAGACAAGGUGUUUCUAAAAUCCGGUUUUGGUUUCCAUGAUGAUAAGAUAUCAGGCAUUGAAGUCACAUCUGGAAUUAUAAAUGGACCAGAAAGACACUUACAGAAAGUGGUUUCCUCUGAGCUGGUCCCAGAAUUGGACCACCCUGUGGAGCGAAAUGCUCUUUGUAAAUAUCGUUUUGCUGGGGAUGCUAAGCAGCUUGCAUCUUCUGGAACUGUGGAUAUAAGAAGUACAAAUGACUCACACAAUUGUUUGUCUCCAGAUAGCACCUUGGGUUCUUUGGUUUUGGGGAACAUUUAUCAUGCUAGUCAUUUUAAUAAUUCACAAUUGUCCAGAAAGAAUGAGAAGAUUGAAAAUCGGAAUCCAUGUCUGAACAUGCCUCAAAAUUCUGACGUCAACGAUGAGAAGAUUGAAAAUCGGAAUCCUUGUCAAAACAUGCCUCUGAAUUCUGUCACCAACGAUGAGAUGGGCUCUGCCUUAUGUCCUGAAGUCAAAGAGAAGUUAGGGGGUAGAAAUUCGGUUUGCUCAUGUAUUAAUCAUGAAGGUAUGUCAUCUACAUGUUCAGUCAUUUCCAGCUCUGUUGCUAAUAUCUCCUGUUGUAAUGGAGAGAGAUAUAUUGUUCGAGUUUCUGGAAGCUCAGAAGCUUUAAAAUGCCUUCUGGACCUUAGUGGGGAUUAUGAUAGUCACCUAAGGAAUCUGCAAUAUGGUCAGCUUUGCCAUGGGUAUGCUGUAUCUCCAUUGCCCUGUCCUCCAGUGUCGCCUCAGUUACAGAUUAUGAAUCCACGGGAAACCAUUUGUGACCCCUUACAGAUCAAGAAGAAUGUUCACUCUCAGAUGAGCAAAAAUGGUGUUGCUUUAGGAACACGAUUUUACGAUGUAAGUCAUCCCACUUCAUCCUGUGCUGCUUAUGGUUUAGAAGAAAAGAAAAACCCACGAGGAACAGGGACAUUUUUGCCAAAACUGAAUUGCCGUUCAUAUAAAGUCAGGCCCGUUUCAGAAAAAGGAAGGAAUCAUGCAGUAGAGGCUCACGGUCAGUUGCAGAGACACACUUAUAACAAUGGAUUGGCUCCAGCUCCACGAGAGGUGAACUCAUCUGAUGAAGGCUGCCAUGAGCUCUCGCAUGAUGAGUUCCCAGUUCUAGUCCGUGGGAAGUCUGGAUCGUCAGAUUCUCACCAACCUCCUCAUCUUUCCAAAUGGGGUUCUUUCCAUGCAAAUGGCUUCUCUCACCCAUCUGAGAAAUUUGAAUCUGUGUCUCUUUGCCCCCAGCCUUGGGGAGCACCCUUGCCGGAACGGAGCAGUCAGCCAGAGUUGGAAACUUCACAACCUUUGGUCUCUGCUUCAAGCUCUGUAGCACCUGUACUGCAGAGUCCUAAACCAUUACUGGGAAAUAAUGAAGAAAGGGUUGAAGUUCAGUUUUAUCAUUUGAAAGAUGAAGAUGAAUUCCCCCCACUCUCCCACUGACUGCAUUGGACCUGAAAAACCAAAACAAAUAUAAUAUCGACUCUCUCUCAAUACAUUCAUGAAUGGAGAUGAAAGCACAGUCAACACAUAUAUGAAUGAAUAUGGCAGGACAGUC
Messenger RNA from Quercus lobata, 2890 nucleotides. RefSeq lists its product as uncharacterized. Bases 1 to 2775 code for a protein of 924 amino acids. NCBI's taxonomy places the organism in Eukaryota, Viridiplantae, Streptophyta, Magnoliopsida, Fagales, Fagaceae. The transcript has 9 exons. The record is from RefSeq and is a predicted model, not a curated record.